Messenger RNA from Diuraphis noxia (Russian wheat aphid), 555 nucleotides. RefSeq lists its product as uncharacterized. The record is from RefSeq and is a predicted model, not a curated record. Lineage: Eukaryota; Metazoa; Arthropoda; Insecta; Hemiptera; Aphididae.
AUGUCUUCGCUGUUAUUACAGCUACAGCCAAUCAUCAGUCGCCCGAUUCCGAUAAAUAGUGGAGAAAAUCAGGAUACGAAAAAAACCAAUAAAGAUGGAUUUCGCAUUACUCCGCCGUCUGGUGAAGGAAAUUUCAGGGACCCUCUCGAGAUCUUGGGUGAAAAAUUCCCAGAGUCAAAAAUUAUGCAUUUGUGCAAGGCAAAUUUGUACAUGUACGCCGAUAUCAUUACGGAAGUGACUUUUCCUACGGACUCCAGCAAGCUUUGCGGGACUGUUUGCAAAAGCUACCAAGAAUCGAUGUACUUGGAACCGGGAGUAACCGUGUCGUUGAUGCACUCGACCUGUGAUUAUACCGGUGACACGAUCCUCGAGGAACAUCCGGCGAACGAAACGCACGCGGCUAAGUCACCGGACAUGAGCACCUCGUGUGUAUGCGCGUACAACGUYCGUUGCAACAGAAAAACGAAACUAGUGAAGUACACGUUGACGCCGAACGAAAGUGGAUUUCUCAGGGUGUCGGUUGCAGACUGUAAGUUGUCCGGUUAUGUCACUUGA